AUGUGUAAGAUUUAUGACAUUAGCCAAUUCAAAUCGUUAUAUUGUGGCAAAACUUAUAGAUGUGGAAAACAAGUUAUUACUAUUAUGCUAAGUUCUCAAGGACCACACCAUGAUGAGAUUGAUAUGGAAUUUUUGGGUAACUUGUCUGGUGAUCCAUAUAUUCUCUCAACCAAUUUUUAUGCCAAUGGUGAUGGAGGUCACGAGGUACAAUUCUAUCUUUGGUUUGAUCCCACAAACGACUUUCACACUUACUCUAUUGAUUGGAAUCCUCAGCGCAUAAUAAUAUUGGUGGAUAACAUACCCAUAAGAGUGAUACAUAAUAGACAAAACAUUGGUGUUCCAUUCCCAACAAGGCAACCAAUGAAAUUAUACACAACACUAUGGAAUGGAGAUUCAUGGGCAACAAGAGGGGGACAAGUGAAAAUUGAUUGGUCAAAGUCUCCAUUCACGGCUGGAUUUAGAAACUUCAGUGCUAAUGCGUGCAUGCCUAGUCCAUCAAAUAAUUGCUUAGGUUUCAAUGGCGGAGAAGAUAAAGGUCUUAAUGGUGAAACAAGGAAGAAGCUCAAAGAGAUUUAUUCAAAAUUGAUUGUUUAUGACUAUUGUCGUGAUUUUAUACGUUUUGCUCGUGGUCUGCCUAAUGAAUGCCGCAAUCGCUUAACAGAUCACCCAGAUGAAUAUUAGAAAUU
Molecule: messenger RNA, 686 nt
Organism: Lathyrus oleraceus (garden pea)
Lineage: Eukaryota; Viridiplantae; Streptophyta; Magnoliopsida; Fabales; Fabaceae
Product: xyloglucan endotransglucosylase protein 1-like
Exons: 3
Coding region: 1-681 (226 amino acids)
Biological process (GO): cell wall biogenesis; xyloglucan metabolic process
Cellular component (GO): apoplast; cell wall
Molecular function (GO): hydrolase activity, hydrolyzing O-glycosyl compounds; xyloglucan:xyloglucosyl transferase activity
Source: RefSeq, a predicted model, not a curated record